Molecule: messenger RNA, 3117 nt
Organism: Hyla sarda
Lineage: Eukaryota; Metazoa; Chordata; Amphibia; Anura; Hylidae
Gene: MICU3
Product: mitochondrial calcium uptake family member 3
Exons: 15
Coding region: 39-1550 (503 amino acids)
Biological process (GO): calcium import into the mitochondrion; mitochondrial calcium ion homeostasis
Cellular component (GO): uniplex complex
Molecular function (GO): calcium ion binding
Source: RefSeq, a predicted model, not a curated record
GAUGUUUCCUGCCCCCUCCCCAGCUGUCACUCCUGCAGAUGGCUGCUCUUCGCAGGCUGCUCCGUGCCCUCCGUGCCCAUCACCAUCAACCAUGCCCCCCAGCAUACAGCAGGCUCAUCUCGGGGGGCUCUCCCUCCUCUACCCGCUCCUCCGUGCUGUUGCUGGUCUCCGGGGCAGCCGGGGCAGGGCUGGCAUUGACUUGUUAUGCCAUAUAUCGUGACGGCCGAGUUCAGAACUGGGGAGAGCGACUAUAUCGCGAAAUGGGCCUGAAGCCAGGCGAAGGGAUGACAGGUUGGAAAGGAGCUGGCAUCCUGGUGCCCGUCAGUGCUGCCAAGGAGACGAGCUCAGCAGAGAACCCAGACUAUGAGGAUUUGGACAUGUUUGCCAGCUCCCGAGAGCAGAGGUUUCGUGUAUUUGCAUCUUUAGAAUUUGAAGGGCAACUUUACAUGACGCCAAGGGAUUUCUUAGACUCUGUCACUACAGAUGAACCGAGGAACUCUAAGAAGUGGAGAUCGAUAUCACGACAAGAUCUGAAUCAGUUGCUGAUAGACACCCCUCCAGUAUGGAAAGGCUCAUCCAGAUUUUUUAGAACUCUUGAAGAUAAAGGCAUGAUAUCCUACACAGAGUAUCUCUUCUUGCUCUGCAUAUUAACAAAACCUCAUGCCGGAUUCAAGAUUGCCUUCAACAUGUUUGACACCGAUGGGAAUCAAAUGGUGGACAGAGAGGAGUUCUUGGUGCUGCAGGAAAUAUUCCGAAGGAAAAAUGAAAAGAAAGAACGGAAAGGAGAAGAGGAAAAGUGUGCACAACUGCGUCUACAACUUUAUGGAUACCUUGCAACAACUAACGGUGCACUUAAAACAGAUGCACAAGAUAUCUCUAGAAGCUAUUGGGAUACUGUGAGACGUGGCACAAGCCAAGCCCUCUUUUCGGACCUUGCAGAGGGCGCAGAUGAGCUUACCAGUUCCAUGAUACAUACUACACUGCUUGUGCACUUUUUUGGGAAGAAAGGGAAAAUUGAACUUAACUUUGAAGAAUUUUAUAGGUUUAUGGAUAACCUGCAGACUGAGGUACUUGAAAUUGAGUUCCUUUCCUAUUCUAAAGGCAUGAAUACAAUAAGCGAAGAGGAUUUUGCCCACAUUCUCUUACGAUACACAAAUGUUGAAAACACAUCCAGCUACCUGGAGAACGUGCGUGUAAGGCUUCCAGAGGAAAAGGGAAUCUCCUUUGAUGAAUUUAGGUCUUUCUUCCAGUUUUUGAACAAUUUGGAAGAUUUUGCCAUUGCAAUGCAAAUGUAUAACUUUGCCAGUCGAUCAAUUGGUCAAGAUGAGUUCAAGCGUGCCGUAUAUGUAGCUACAGGCCUGAAGUUGUCUCCACAUUUAGUGAACACUGUGUUCAAGAUCUUUGAUGUUGACAGAGACGAUCAAUUAAGUUAUAAAGAAUUUAUUGGUAUUAUGAAAGACCGGCUACUCCGAGGGUUCAGGGGCUACAAAACUGUCCAGAAAUACACCACAUUCAAAUCCUGUCUGAAGAGACAGCUCAAUAACAGAUAAGAUAAACCAAAGCAUGGCCUGGAGGACUACUACACGUGUGUGACCUCAGUCACAAGGAAACACUUCAGAGAGCUAUUCCGAACCUACCGCAGCAGGGAUAUAUUAAGAUAAAAAGCCGCUGUUACAUUUUCAUGACAUUGUUUCGGCUCACAUUUAUGAUCUUUGCACUGAUGAUUAUAUUUAUUUGAGAUUGUCACAAAAAAAGCAUGUUUUUAUUUUGAUCUAUUUUAUAUCUAUUUAUAUUAAGUUAAAAGUUGAUCUACACACAAAUUUAGUAUCAAGAAUAUUUAUAUGCUCUGUAUGCUACAAGUUACAUAGGGAUGGCACUACUGAGGUAUAAAAAGUAAAGCAGAAAACAAGUGUCAUAAUAGAUCACUACCAGAAGAUGAGAUAUGUGCCUUUGCUGGAAUAGCUGCUCUACUUUUUGCCUAGUUUUAUGCACAAGAUUCUUGGUAUAUGAUGAUUUACCUGGUGGCUGGGGUGGGUUGUAUAUAGAACAUUGUGUAAGCUCUGAGCCCCCCAUGUGUGCAGUACUUAUAGUCAGAUAUACACUGCUCAAAAAAAAUAAAUGGAACACUAAAAUAACACAUCCUAGAUCUGAAAGUAUGGAAUACUUUCGUCUUUACAUAGUUGAAUGUGCUGACAAGAAAAUCACUCAAAAAUCAUCAAUGGAAAUCAAAUUUAUCAACCCAUGGAGGUCUGGAUAUGGAGUCACACUCAAAAUCAAAGUGGAAAACCACACUACAGGCUGAUCCAACUUUGAUGUAAUAUCCUUAAAACAAGUCAAAAUGAGACUCAGUAGUGUGUGUGGCCUCCACGUGCCUGUAUGACUUCCUUACAACGCCUGGGCAUGCUCCUGAUGAGGUGGCGGAUGGUCUCCUGAGGGAUGUCCAUUACUGACCCACCGCCAAACCGGUCAUGCUGGAGGAUGUUGCAGGCAGCAGAUCAUUCUCCAUGGCGUCUCCAGACUCUGUGACCUCUGUCACAUGUGCUCAGUGUGAACCUGCUUUUAUCUGUGAACAGCACAGGGCACCAGUAGCGAAUUUGCCAAUCUUGGUGUUCUCUUGCAAAUGCCAAACGUCCUGCACGUUGUUGGGAUGUAAGCAAAACCCCCACCUGUGGACUUCGGGCCCUCAUACCACCCUCCUGGAGUUUGUUUACGACCGUGUGAGUGGACACAUGCAUAUUUGUGGCCUGCUAGAGGUCAUUUUGCAGGGCUCUGGCAGUGCUCCUCCUUGCACAAAGGCGGAGGUAGUGGUCCUGCUGCUGGGUUGUUACACUCCUACGGCCUCCUCCACAUCUUCUGAUGUACUGGCCUGUUUCCUGGUAGCCCCUACAUGCUCUGGACACUAUGCUGACAGACACAGCAAACCUUCUUGCCACAGCUCACAUUGAUAUGCCUUCCUGGAUGAGCUGCACUACCUGAGCCACUUGUGUGGGUUGUAGACACCGUCUUAUGCUACCACUAGAGUGAAAGCACCGCCAGCAUUCAAAAGUGACCAAAACAUCAGCCAGGAAGCAUAGGAACUGAGAAGUGGUCUGUGGUCAUCACCUGCAGAACCACUCC